Dipodomys ordii (Ord's kangaroo rat) is the source of this 3353-nucleotide messenger RNA. RefSeq names its product Williams-Beuren syndrome chromosome region 17 (gene Galnt17). The transcript has 20 exons. The record is from RefSeq and is a predicted model, not a curated record. Gene Ontology annotation, cellular component: Golgi apparatus. Bases 1 to 3015 code for a protein of 1004 amino acids. Lineage: Eukaryota; Metazoa; Chordata; Mammalia; Rodentia; Heteromyidae.
AUGGCGGUCCUGACCCCAGGCCCCUCUCAGCAGCUGCUGGCCCUGGCCCUCCCUGGCUUGGUCAGCCAACCUGCAUCUGCACUUUGGCAUCUCUACCACCAGGUGUCGCUGGAGGAUGUGGAAUCGCCCGUUCUGUGCAGCCUAGCCCGUCACCCUGAACUAGGAGUUUGCAGGACGCCAGUCGCCCCUGGUCCCCUGGCAGAGGCCUUGAGCAGGUGCCAAUUGUCCAUGUUCCUGCGCCAGAUCAACCCGUGCCUUGCAGCCAAGGCAGACAUCACACUGGAAGUGCAGCCGGGAAAGAGGCCUGCGGUCCCAGCAGAGAGCCCUGUGUCCUCAGUGCCAGGAUGCCGCCCGCUCACACGGCCUGCUUGGGCCGCUGAGAGCAUCACUGAGCUGGACGAGGAGCAUGUGUCUGCUGGCCCGGGGCAGGGCCCAGUGGAGGGCUACAGCCCUGCGGUCCUGUCUGCCGUGCACAUGCUGCAUGCACCAGGCCUCUGCCUGGGGUGCGUGGACAUGAGAACGGGGGUUGGAAUAGCAACACAGAAGCAGGGGCCACAGCCCAGCUCCGGCACCAAUGCCGGGAAGCGGGCUGGCUUCUUCUUUGAGUGCUAUAUCCGGGUCGUGUGGUCAGGUGGAGCAUCCAUCAGCCGAAGGCGCCGAGUGGAUGCAGACCCGACCCCCACACAGUGGUUGGUUGCACGGGACGCAGGGGCCCUCACGGGGCAGUGGACGUCAGGGCCUUGGCUGGCUUCGUCCUCCAGGGCUGACAUUGGCCCUGACACCAUGGACAACCAGGGCAGAGCUUUCUGGUGCACCAGCAGCCAGCAUGGGGGUGAGAGUGACAGGGACAAGGACACACAGCCAGGCCAGCUGGCAAUCCUGUGGGAGUUCACUGGCCUCUACCCUGGGGAUGUUGUGCAGGAUGACGGCUGCACUGGGGUAUUCAGGCUGGGGCAGUGUCUGUGGAGAUGCAGGAAGACAGGCUUCGUAGGCCUCUCCCUGCCGCUCCCGCCCCAGCAGCUCCCCAGAAAGCACAUGGCCACGGGCAGCGUGGCUCAUGGUGCUGAUGACGCCAAGCAGGCUGUGGAACAGGACCGCCAAACACCCUUAGAAACCUCUGGAAUCGUGGCCUGGGCCCCACACCCCUUCAUGACGGACUUCCGUAAGGGCUCUGCUCCUGCAUGGAUGAAUGGUGCAAUGCUGAAAAGUGCGGAGCGGGAGGGGGCGCACCGGGGCGUCAGCAUCGCCGGCCGUGAUGGAUGGCGUCCACCCGCCCGCUCAGGGGGUGCUGAGCGCCUCGGAAACCCGAGCCCAUCGCGGCAGUGCCUCCGAGCCGCAGCGCCCCAGGCCCGGAGCCCGGGGCCCAGCAGCCCCGACGCGCCCGCCCGCCCCGUCCAGGACGCCGUGCUGCGGCGCCUGUCGCUGCUCGAGGACAUCGUCUACCGGCAGCUCAACGGCUUGUCCAAAUCCCUUGGCCUCAUUGAAGGGUAUGGGGGCCGAGGCAAAGGCGGUCUUCCCGCUACCCUGUCCCCGGCUGAAGAAGAGAAGGCUAAGGGACCCCAUGAGAAGUAUGGCUACAACUCCUUCCUCAGUGAGAAGAUCUCGCUGGACCGCUCCAUUCCGGAUUACCGGCCCACCAAGUGCAAGGAGCUCAAGUACGCCAAGGAGCUGCCACAGAUCUCCAUCAUCUUCAUCUUCGUGAAUGAGGCACUGUCGGUGAUCCUGCGGUCCGUGCACAGCGCCGUCAACCACACGCCCACACACCUGCUCAAGGAGGUCAUCCUGGUGGACGACAACAGCGACGAAGAGGAGCUCAAGGCCCCCCUGGAGGAAUAUGUGCACAAGCGCUAUCCCGGGCUGGUGAAGGUGGUGCGGAACCAGAAGCGAGAGGGCCUGAUCCGAGCACGCAUCGAGGGCUGGAAGGCGGCCACAGGCCAAGUCACCGGCUUCUUCGACGCACACGUGGAGUUCACGGCUGGCUGGGCAGAGCCUGUCCUGUCUCGAAUCCAGGAGAACGGGAAGCGGGUGAUCCUGCCGUCCAUCGACAACAUCAAGCAGGACACCUUUGAGGUGCAGCGCUACGAGAACUCAGCCCACGGAUACAGCUGGGAGCUGUGGUGCAUGUACAUCAGCCCCCCGAAAGACUGGUGGGAUGCCGGGGACCCUUCCCUCCCCAUCAGGACGCCUGCCAUGAUCGGCUGCUCCUUCGUGGUCAACAGGAGAUUCUUUGGGGACAUCGGCCUGCUGGACCCGGGCAUGGACGUGUAUGGUGGGGAGAACAUCGAGCUGGGGAUCAAGGUGUGGCUGUGUGGGGGCAGCAUGGAGGUGCUCCCCUGCUCGCGUGUGGCACACAUCGAGCGGAAGAAGAAGCCGUACAACAGCAACAUCGGCUUCUACACCAAGAGGAACGCGCUGCGAGUGGCCGAGGUGUGGAUGGACGACUACAAGUCCCACGUGUACAUCGCGUGGAACCUGCCACUGGAGAACCCAGGGAUCGACAUAGGCGAUGUUUCAGAGAGAAGAGCUUUGCGGAAAAGCUUGAAGUGUAAGAGUUUCCAGUGGUACCUGGACCACGUCUACCCCGAGAUGAGAAGAUACAACAACACCGUGGCCUACGGGGAGCUGCGAAACAACAAGGCAAAAGAUGUCUGCCUGGACCAGGGUCCCUUGGAGAAUCACACGGCCAUCCUGUACCCGUGCCACGGAUGGGGGCCACAGCUGGCCCGCUACACCAAGGAGGGCCUCCUGCACCUGGGCGCCCUGGGGACCACCACACUCCUGCCGGACACCCGCUGCCUGGUGGACAGCGCCAAGAGCCGGCUGCCCCAGCUCCUGGACUGUGACAAGGUCAAGAGCAGCCUGCACAAGCGCUGGGCCUUCAUCCAGAAUGGAGCCAUCAUGAACAAAGGCACAGGGCGCUGCCUGGAGGUGGAAAACCGGGGCCUGUCUGGCCUGGACCUCAUCCUGCGGCCCUGCACAGGGCAGCGGUGGACGAUUAAGAACUACAUCAAGUAGCCGGAGGGGCUGGGCCUGACCAGCCCAACUCGGGACAUGGUGGCAGCCACAGGAGCCCAGGCCCCGGGCUGCAUGGGGUCCCCAGCUGAAGACUUGAGCCCCAUGGGUCUCCCAGGAGCCCUGAGGCUGGUGAACCUUGGAAAGCACCCUCAACCCUUCUCGGGGACCCCUGGAGCUGUGUCCCCCAGAUCCAGGCCUCAGGGGGGCCACUGUUCCCCUCUGCGUCAUCCCCGCCCUGGUGCCAGGGUCUGGGCCAGGCAGGGCCCCCCCACUUCCUCAUCGUCUGCAGCAGCCACAGCUUCCGAACCUCACCCGGCCUCAGAGAAAUGGGGGCUCCA